AUGCUUGGUGAUUGUCAAGAAAGUGGUGGCCAUCAUUCUUGGGCACUGCCACUUGGGACUGAGAGGAAUAUUCUUAACAAGAACUUUGAGAGUCCUGUGCACAUUGCUGUCAGAACCGGUGAUUCAUUGAUGUUGGAAUUGCUAAUCAAGGAAGGGUGUGAUGUAAACUACUGUGAACCUGUGGGCAACGUGACGCCACUACAUAUGGCCAUUAAUAUGCAGCACAGCCCAGCACUCUUCAGCUGCCUGCUGAACCUUCUGCUGCAGGGAGGCUGCAUCCUCAACUGGCGAGCCUACAGCACGCUUGAGACACCCUUGUACCGCAGCCUUGACAUUGACCGAGAAGAUAUCUGCAAGAUGCUUUUAUCAAACGGUGCAAAUCCCAACCUUGCAUCACCUUUUGAUAUUACAGCACUACAAAAGGCGUGUCGCAGAGGCAAAACAUAUCUGGUUAACCUCAUGCUGAAUUGUGGUAUUAACUGGAAGCGCGAACGGUGGCUACAGUACUAUGCUGCCCAACAGGGGGAGGUAACUGAAUUCAAGGAGAUCAACAAGAUGCUGCGCAGAUGGAAGACUGAGGUUGUCUCCCUUCAAGCGCAGUGCCGCAUACAAAUUCGGAGGAUUUUGGAGGAGAACUUGAAACAGAAGUUGCAGUAUAUUCCAGUGCCCCAGAAAGUGCGUGAUUACAUUCUUUUGCAUGAUUUGCUAUGA
Pomacea canaliculata is the source of this 711-nucleotide messenger RNA. RefSeq names its product ankyrin repeat domain-containing protein 61-like. The coding region runs from base 1 to 711 and encodes 236 amino acids. Gene Ontology annotation, molecular function: protein binding. The transcript has 4 exons. Gene Ontology annotation, biological process: intracellular signal transduction. The record is from RefSeq and is a predicted model, not a curated record. NCBI's taxonomy places the organism in Eukaryota, Metazoa, Mollusca, Gastropoda, Architaenioglossa, Ampullariidae.